Juglans regia (Persian walnut) is the source of this 665-nucleotide messenger RNA. RefSeq lists its product as uncharacterized. The transcript has a single exon. NCBI's taxonomy places the organism in Eukaryota, Viridiplantae, Streptophyta, Magnoliopsida, Fagales, Juglandaceae. The record is from RefSeq and is a predicted model, not a curated record. The coding region runs from base 43 to 522 and encodes 159 amino acids.
AAAACCUCCAUUAAACCAGGAUUUGGUUCAAUAAACAAAACCAUGGGAAAUAGCUUCGUUCUGCAAACAAAAGCUAUCAAGAUCAUGAAAACAGAUGGGAAAGUUCUCAUAUACAAAGCCCCCAUGAAAGUCCACCAAGUCUUGUUGGAGUUUCCUGGCCAUGCAAUAUCUGACACCCUUCCUGUCCUCCGGCAUCUCAAGCCAGAAACCAAACUGCUCAGAGGUCAUGUAUACCAUCUAGUGCCUCUUCCCUUGCCAUCACCAAAAGUUGGGAAGAAGAAAACGGUGAGGUUUGCAAAUCCAGAGGGGGAAGCAGUGCAAGAAAGUGGGGUGGUCAGGAUUAAAUUGAUCAUUACCAAGAAAGAGCUGCUCGAGAUACUAGAGAAAGGAGUCGAUUCUGUUGGUGAGAAGGUUUCUCAACUUCAGAGUAAAAGCUACAUAUGCGGGGCAGGUGAAUACACGGGUGAUGAAAACUGUAGAGGGUGGAUGCCUGACUUAGAAAGCAUACCUGAAGCAAGCUAGCCAGCAAAUAUAUAUUUAUAUAUAUAUAUAAAUAUAUAUAUUACCUCACCACUGAAAAAAGAAGAAAAAAGAGUUCUAUUUUUUGUUUAACAUACAAAAUUAAACAUGUAACCAUGAAAGAAAUAGUUUAGUUCUUCUCAUCA